AUGGAAAUCAACCUGAUCAAUAUCCUGAACUUUAUCUUUUAUGUCAUCAACAUUAUCAUCACCUACGGUAUCGGAAAUGCCGGCUGGGCGAACACUCCAGACAAUGGUGAACUCUCCGAGAAGUAUCAGACGCUGAUUACACCCAAUGGGUCGGCCUUCUCCAUUUGGGGAUUGAUUUUCGUUGCCGAAGGAAUCUUUGCCGUUGCCCAACUGUUCCCCAAGUUCAGCAAUGAAAAGAUGGUUAUGGAAGGUGUCAAAUACUGGUGGGUUUUGGCAUGCAUCUUUCAAUGCGGCUGGACUAUUGCCUUUGCAUUUGAAGUCAUCUGGUUGUCCCUUGUAUUCAUGCUUUUAAUCUGGAGUUCUUUGGCAGCCCUUCUCUACUCUCAAUACUACACCGAAUCCAAGGGAACACUUUUGGAAUUCUGGCUACUCCGAUUCCCUUUUGCCGUCCACUGUGGAUGGUUGACUGCUGCUUCGGCCUUGAACGUCAAUGUUGUGGUCGUGGAUAUUGAUCAACCUGCUGAUAUCCAGUUGGCCUGUGGAAUCAUUUCCUUGGCUGUGCUCCACGCCAUUUCGGUUUGGGUCGUCUUUGGAUUGCAAAAGCCCAACUACACCAUCGCCGUAGUCUUGGCUUGGGCCAAUUACUUUAUCUACGUCGAACUCGAAGAACCCAAGCAAACACUCUUGGAUAGUGGAUUCUCCUCUGACACUCUAUCGGGAGUUCGUUACGCCGCUGUCGCCGUUUCUUGUAUCAUCCUACUGCAAAUUGUCAUUCGUAUACCAACUGAUAUCUACGCAAGAAAAUUCAAAAAGCAAGAACCACAACAAUCUGAUGAGGUCACCAACAAAAAGGACGAGAAACAAGAAGGUGCUCCAGUUGGUGAUGAUGUCUAA
Messenger RNA from Cylindrotheca closterium, 894 nucleotides. NCBI's taxonomy places the organism in Eukaryota, Bacillariophyta, Bacillariophyceae, Bacillariales, Bacillariaceae. The record is from the annotation of a GenBank genome assembly.